Prionailurus viverrinus (fishing cat) is the source of this 1043-nucleotide messenger RNA. It is a transcript of the gene GPR119, whose product is annotated as G protein-coupled receptor 119. Gene Ontology annotation, biological process: adenylate cyclase-activating G protein-coupled receptor signaling pathway; regulation of metabolic process. The record is from RefSeq and is a predicted model, not a curated record. Gene Ontology annotation, molecular function: G protein-coupled receptor activity; phosphatidylcholine binding. Gene Ontology annotation, cellular component: membrane. Lineage: Eukaryota; Metazoa; Chordata; Mammalia; Carnivora; Felidae. Bases 1 to 1038 code for a protein of 345 amino acids. The transcript has a single exon.
AUGGAGUCAUCUUUUCCAUUUGGAGUGACUCUUGCUGUCCUGGCCUCCCUCAUUAUUGCUGCCAAUGCACUAGUGGCUGUGGCUGUGCUGUUGCUGAUCCACAAGAAUGAUGGUGUUGGUCUCUGCUUCACCUUGAAUCUGGCUGUAGCCGACACCUUGCUUGGUGUGGCCAUCUCUGGCCUAGUCACAGACCAGCUCUCCAGCCCACCUCGGCCCACACAGAAGACCCUAUGCAGCCUUCGGAUGGCAUUUGUUACUUCUUCCGCAGCUGCCUCUGUCCUCACAGUCAUGCUGAUUGCCUUUGACAGGUACCUUGCCAUCAAGCAGCCCCUCCGCUACUUCCAGAUAAUGAACGGGCUCAUGGCUGGGUCCUGCAUUGCCGGGCUGUGGUUGAUGUCUUACCUUAUUGGCUUCCUCCCACUUGGAGUCCCCAUAUUUCAGCAGACUACCUACCAGGGUCCCUGCAGCUUCUUCGCUGUGUUUCACCCACGCUUUGUGCUGACCCUCUCCUGCGUUGGCUUCUUCCCAGCCCUGCUCCUCUUUGUCUUCUUCUACUGUGAUAUGCUCAAGAUUGCCUCCAUGCACAGCCAGCAGAUCCGAAAGAUGGAACAAGCAGGAGCCAUGGCCGGAGCAUACCGGCCUCCUCGGACUCCCAGCGACUUCAAGGCUGUCCGCACUGUGGCUGUUCUCAUUGGGAGCUUCACUCUGUCCUGGACCCCAUUCCUUAUCACUGGCAUUGUGCAGGUGGCCUGCCAGAAGUGCUACCUCUACCUGGUGCUGGAACGGUACCUGUGGCUGCUCGGUGUGGGCAACUCCCUGCUCAACCCACUCAUCUAUGCCUACUGGCAGAAGGAGGUGCGGCAGCAGCUCUACCAGAUGGCCCUGGGAGUGAAGAAAGGGCUCACCUCAUUCCUUCUUCUUCUCUCAGCCAGGGAUGGUGGCCCAGAGGGGCCCAGGGAAAGUUCCUGUCCUAUCACCACUAUCUCCCACUCACAGCUUCAUGGCGAAGAUGGUAAGGGCAGAGAAGUUUCAAAGUGACUUCU